GAUAUCUAAGCAUUCCCCUGGAUCCACAGAUGUUACUAUUUUUGCAGGAUGGCCACUUCAUCAUUUGGGAUGCGGUCCAACUCUGCCUCUCCUGUUUUUGGCCCAGUUUUAUGCGUCCUUCUGGGACACGGCCACAUGCCUCCACAGCCGUCACACUGUCAAGGAAUGCUGCGAGCAGAGAAAGGCCUUAAUGAACCCAAAACAGCCCCCAUGCAGCUCAACUCAAUGUUACUUUGCUGCAACUGUGUAGGAGACCUGGCUGUCAGAUCAUGUACUACAGGUUGCAGGCUCUCCUGUUGACAUUCCUGGUUCCACACCGACACGGAGAACAUGACUUACAGGCCUGUGCCAGAGGUUGGCAUUGGGCUGUUAAGCCAGCCUUGCCCCUGUCAGGCCGUCUAGAAGAAAAUGCCCCACAAUAUCAUGACUGAGAGGCACUGAGGCUUGGAUUCCCCCCACGCCAUCAUUGCCCUCAACACCCCCUUUGAAUUCCCCUGACCUGUGACCCUUAACCUCCCCAUCCUGCCCCACAAUGCUUCGUUUCCUGCCUCUGAAGCUGGGUCGCCUCUUUCGCUGUCUGAAGCUCCUUUUGGUUGUCGGCCUGUUCGUCAUCCUGCUGAUGAACACCCACAACCUGUUUGCCUCCUUCCAGAAGAAUGAACUGAUGGACCGUCGCUUUAUCAACCUCAACAAGUGCCCUGCCUGCUUCGGGACCAGCUGGUGCAGAAAGUUUAUGAACGGGCAGGUGUCCUUCGAGACGUGGGGGCGCCUGCGCUUCCUGGAUGUCUUCAACGUCAAGAACGUCUACUUCGCCCAGUAUGGCGAGCCAAGGGAGGGGACGAGGCGCGUGGUUCUCAAGCGGCUCGGUUCCAACCAGGAGCUGGCGGACAUAGACCAGAAGAUUUGCAAGAGGGCAACGGGCCGGCCACGCUGCGAUCUCAUCCAGGCCAUGUACAAGACUGAGUUCUCCAGACUGAACGGGGAUGUCCGACUCUUGACCCCUGAGGUGGUAGAAGGCUGGUCAGAUUUGGUGCACUGCCCAUCCCAGAGGUUACUAGACAGGGUGGUGCGCCGCUAUGCAGAGACCAAAGACUCUGGCAGCUUCCUGUUGAAGAACUUGAAGGACACAGAGAGAAUGCAGCUAUUGAUGACUCUAGCCUUCAACCCUGAGCCCCUCGUACUACAGAGUUUCCCGUCAGAUGAGGGCUGGCCAUUUGCCAAGUACCUGGGAGCAUGUGGUCGCGUGGUGGCAGUCAACUACGUGGGGGAAGAGCUGUGGAGUUUUUACAAUGCUCCCUGGGAGAAGAGGGUGGACCUAGCCAGACAGUUGAUGGACAUUGCUGAGCAGCUGACCAACAACGACUUUGAGUUUGCCCUGUACCUGCUGGACGUGAGCUUUGAUAACUUUGCUGUGGGGCCGCGGGACGGGAAGGUCAUUGUGGUGGACGCCGAGAAUGUCCUGGUGGCCGACAAGAGACUCAUCAAACAGAAUAAACCAGAGAAUUAUGACGUUUGGUAUGAGAGUCGCUUCGAGGACUGUGACAAGGAGGCGUGUCUGUCCUUCUCCAAAGAGUCUCUGUGUAGCCGGGUCACUGUGGACCAUAACUACUAUGCCGUGUGUCAGAACCUGCUGUCGCGCUACGCCACGUGGCGAGGUACCACCGGUGGCCUGCUCCAUGACCCCCCCGCCCACAUGGCCAAAGAUGGCCAGCUGGCGGCGCUGUUGGACGAGUGCACCAACCCCAAGAAACGCUAUGGGCGCUAUACGGCAGCCAAGGAGCUGAGGGACUACCUGACUCUGCUGGCCUCCUCGUCUUCCUCCGCCACGGCGAGGUAAUGACAGCAGCUCAGAGAGGACUGUUGUAUGGGGUUGGGUUUGACCACCCCAACCUGUUCCCCAGGAACUUGACCUUUAACCUUUGAAACUUGGCCCUGCUCCUCAUCAACCUACAAGUCCAGGAGUUUGUUCUCAGUCCGUGGUUACAAGGCAGCAACGCCAGCAGUGAUAGGUCCUCUGCUCUUUGAUGGAGGCCCACCUGCACCGCUUCAUAGGAAAUGUUGGAACCGAACUGAGAAGGUCCGAAACCUAGAGACCGAUAUGCAGCUGAGACCUCUUUCAACCUCUGUCGUCCUUCACCUCUUGUUUACAUGAUUCCUCCUGACUUUGGAACUGGUGGUUGGAGCUAUAGAACCAGGAGUAAGGGGGUCAGUCUCCUUUCAAUCCGCAGGGGGGCUGCUGUCCAGUGGGGAGCAAUGGGAAGACUGGGGGGGGCUCCACUGGAGCUUUAACCUCAUGGCUAGGCUAUAGUAUGACUGGUACCCGCCGGCUGUUCUCUACUAGGACUCAUUAUCAACACUGCUAAUCUCAGUCAGCAUUGCUUGGUUUCCUGGUUUGGGGUUGAAAGAACUGUAGCAGCAGGAGUUUUUUUCUGUGUCUGUUGAGGUUUGAGGCUUCUUUCAGGAGGCUGGGCUCGAGUGGAAGGCUGGGAAUGGUACUGUGGUUGAAAGGACUCUAGCCAGGGAAACACUCCUAGUCCCACACACACACCCUGUCAGGCAGCUGGUGGGACCUGGGAGCAGCAGGUAGAGGGAUGGGUGGGGGAGGGGCUGUAAGA
Molecule: messenger RNA, 2615 nt
Organism: Esox lucius (northern pike)
Lineage: Eukaryota; Metazoa; Chordata; Actinopteri; Esociformes; Esocidae
Gene: dipk2ab
Product: divergent protein kinase domain 2Ab
Exons: 4
Coding region: 533-1837 (434 amino acids)
Source: RefSeq, a predicted model, not a curated record